UCGCCACCUGUUUGAGAGCCAGUACACACUAGACCAGAGGAGAGAGCUACACCCAAAGCUGAACACCCUCUGCAAGUACCUCAGUGAGUGGCUACACAAGAUGGCGGCUCGCGGCAAGGACCAAGAACCUAAGCCUGGACAAGUCCAACUGCCUGGUGGUGUCUGGUGGUCAGAUCAGCGCUGACUUUCCCUGGGCGCAGUUCUCCCUGGUCGUAGAGUAUGAAUACCUGGAAACCUCUGCCUGGACACAGUUAUGUCAGAGACAGAAUAUCAGACAUGUCGCCUUGAGGGUUGUCAAGAAGUUAUUGGACGCAGCUAGUCUGAAUGCUUCAACUCUCAGGACCCCCACUGUUGACAAACGUCCGCAGUUUACCUUCAUUGCUUCACAUGAUGUGAUAAACAACGCUGAACUCCUUCAUUCACUGGAGUCAAGAUAUGAUGUCCUGCUCCUGGAGAGAGACUACAGAUGUAUGCAGCGUAGAGAAGCCAUCAGAGAAGCUUACUACGCUGACCUGAUCAUAGACGAGAGGACGUGCGUGGUGUUACACAGGCUGAGUGAUUUGAUGGAAGAUCACCAGGUGGAGCCACUGUUGAAGAAACUGAUUGGACUGAGUUCGAAGUACGAGACAUGCUGGUUGAUCCUGUAUUCAUUGUACACGCAGGGAAAACAUACCCAAUAUGCAUACUCUGGCAAUGUCAGCAGCUGUAUCUCCAAGUUACUGGGUACAGUACAUCACCUGUGUAGAACACAAGACAAGUUUGAUGUACAGGUGUUAUACUCUAGUAGUACAGUAGAGACAGCUAAGUUGAUACGUCAGGUGGGCGAGGUCACACUUAAAUCCACCAAGGUGUUAUCGCAACAAGACUGGCUGGGCAGGAGCUGGCUAACCCAUGAUAUGAGUACACAUGAGAAAUUCCUGUUGCGUUUUCCUUGCAUCAACUCAUUUAGUGCCCAGAUCCUGCUGACGGUCACCUCCCUGUCCCAGCUGGUGUUGAUUCCCUGGCCACAGCUGGUCACUGUGUGUCCAUGGCUGCCACAUAAAGUACUCAAGCAAUUUUUCUGCUUGCUGCAUGGCCAAGCAGGCUGCCAACAUUAUAUCCAGACACCAGAUGGCAUUGACAAUCUAAAUAAUAUCCCUAAUGAUGGAACCGUCUACCUUGAAAAUGCAGCUUCCAUGGUGACUGAGCAAGUUGCCCAGGCAACAGAGAUGAAUCCGCCAAUAGGUGUCAGUGCAGUGCAAGACAGACCAAACCCAUUAUUUGAGAAGGUUGCUGAACAUUCAGUCCCCCGUAGUAGCAGACAGGGAGUGAAUCAAGAUGUACAUGACUAUAUGGGUAAUCCUAAAACAAGGCAUUUAUAUGACUGGAACAAACCACCUGGUUCUUUUAGUCAAGUAUCCUACAGUGUGCCUGCUUUCAACACAGAAAAUGAAUUGAAGAGAAAAGGGAGGGAAGAAAGGGCUGAACAAAACAUCUUCCUGCUGGAGAAGAGUGGCACAUCUUCUGGACCGGCAGGGUAUUUUGUUAAUGGAAAGGCACAGUUAGUGCCAUUCCCUGUUCCUCAAACUCAUGACCAGAAAUUAGUCCAUGGAUCCAGUGCCUACAGCACGUCAUCUAUCAAACAAGAUAACCACAGUCUUCCCCACAUACAGUCCUCAGAGAGUGCACUUCAAGGAAUUCACCAAGCUCUGGCCGUGGUCAGUGCCCAGCCUGAAUACAGUGGCUCCAGAGUGAAGACCCCUGGCCUGGGCCAGAGUAUGCCAGUACCAGGGACCUUGCCUCAGAUUGGCAAUGAUACAGAGAUGAACAAGCAAGUCUUACAUCACACCUCCAUUGGUGCUGUGGCAGGCUCUGAAAUUAAAGGCAGAUAUGAAAUCCCAGGAGUUGUAACCUCAGGUGUUGUGACCUCGGCGCCAUCAGUUCCACCAGGCAACCAUAUUGAGUUCCAAUUUCAUCCCAGGACUGCUCCAAAGGAAACUAUGGAGAGGACUGGCACCUUCUCCCCUGGGAAACACCCCAGUGGAAGCCUAGAGACUGUCCCAGGGAUUAAUAUG
Lingula anatina is the source of this 2054-nucleotide messenger RNA. RefSeq lists its product as uncharacterized. Gene Ontology annotation, molecular function: single-stranded DNA binding; ATP hydrolysis activity. The record is from RefSeq and is a predicted model, not a curated record. Lineage: Eukaryota; Metazoa; Brachiopoda; Lingulata; Lingulida; Lingulidae. Gene Ontology annotation, biological process: resolution of meiotic recombination intermediates. Gene Ontology annotation, cellular component: condensed nuclear chromosome.